Notothenia coriiceps (black rockcod) is the source of this 795-nucleotide messenger RNA. It is a transcript of the gene metap1, whose product is annotated as methionyl aminopeptidase 1. The record is from RefSeq and is a predicted model, not a curated record. The transcript has 6 exons. Gene Ontology annotation, molecular function: metalloaminopeptidase activity. The annotation marks the transcript as partial. Gene Ontology annotation, biological process: proteolysis. NCBI's taxonomy places the organism in Eukaryota, Metazoa, Chordata, Actinopteri, Perciformes, Nototheniidae. Gene Ontology annotation, cellular component: cytosol.
AAAUACCUGACUGUCUGUCCUUGUUUCCUUUCCUCAGGGAUAUCUGAGUCCGAGCAGUCGCUGAAAGGGACGUCACAGAUCAAGUCCCUUUGUCCUGAGGACAUUGAAGGCAUGAGGGUAGUGAGCAAGCUUGCACGAGAAGUUCUGGACAUCUCUGCCUUGUUGGUGAAAGUGGGGGUUACUACAGAAGAAAUCGACCAUGCUGUACAUCUGGCCUGCAUAGCGAGGAACUGCUACCCCUCCCCUCUCAACUACUACAACUUCCCUAAAUCCUCCUGUACAUCUGUCAAUGAAGUCAUCUGCCAUGGAAUCCCGGACAGGAGACCCUUACAAGACGGAGAUAUCCUCAACGUGGACAUCACCGUCUACCACAACGGUUUCCAUGGUGACCUCAAUGAAACCUUCUAUGUGGGCGAGGUGGAGGAAGAAGCGAAGAAACUGGUGCAGACCACGUAUGAAUGCCUUAUGCAAGCCAUCGACUCCGUGAAGCCUGGUAUCCGCUACAGAGAAUUAGGGAACAUCAUACAGAAGCACGCUCAAGCUAACGGCUUCUCUGUGGUGCGCAGCUACUGCGGCCACGGCAUCCAUAGACUUUUCCACACUGCUCCCAAUGUGCCACAUUAUGCCAAAAACAAAGCAGUGGGAGUUAUGAAGCCUGGCCACGUGUUCACCAUUGAACCCAUGAUAUGUGAAGGUGAGUGGUACUGCCUUUGUUUGAGUAAUGUGAACAAUUAUGAUAAUUGUAACGUCACAAUGUGCUCAAUUGUAGCAAUUAUUUGAAACAAAUAUUGAAGA